GAGAAUUCUAACCGGGCGGUUGAAUGAAGAAACCUAUGGUGUCUAAGGCGCGAUAAAAUAUUUCAAGAUUUUGAAAUCCCACAGAACAGAAAAAUGUACGGCGACAAAAGCUUCAAUUAGCAUUUAAAGAAGCCGCAUAUCAUCGCGAUCCCACCGCUCAUAGAAAUCCCCCAACGAGAAUGGAGGAGGACGUGCUGAACGCUCUGCAGACGCGGAGUGCCUAUUUAUCCGGUGGAUUCGAUCGUCAGAAGCGAAUCAUUUUCGUUGUCAACGCGUUUCACGAUCUGCAGUUGUGGAAUCGACGCUAUCUGCAGGUGACUCUGGACUAUCUAAAGCGUUCGCUCAGCGCUUCGGUCUUGCAGAAUGGAGUGAGUGUGGUGGUCAAUGCCCAGGAGAGUAGCUCGCGGAUCUCGAGGCAGCAGGUGCGCCAGAUCUACGCUCUCUUUGGGGGCGAUAUUAAAGUGGAUCUGUAUCUAGUCAGGGCGGAGGGAUUCUGGGAGAAGCAUGUAGAGCCGUGCGCCAAGUCGCAGAUUAAGGGAGAGCCCUUGGUGCUUUCAAAAGCGCGGCUGGCCAAGUUCAUAGAGCCGCAGAACCUGCCCGAGGAACUGGGCGGCACCUUGCAGUUCAACUACGAUCUGUGGCUGCAACAGCGCAAGUCCAUUGAUGAGUUCACCAAGGCGCAUGUACGGACACUGGCCGCCAUGGAGAAACUGCUGGCUCUGCUCAGGCAGCACAAGUCUUUGCGGCCUACGGAAGCGGAUGUGGAGCUGAAGAAAUGCGCCCAGCUGCAUGCUCGCGUCCAAAACGACAUAGAAUCCGCCAUUGACAUGGGUAACGCGAUCUUGGCCCGUUUCAACGAGGUCUACGAGACGCAUUCAUCGCCGCCACAAGCGGUCGCACCUGUCUCUCCAAUGGACUCCCCCUCACAGCUCCAGGCCAGCAGCACCGCCUCUACAUCUUCCCCGACCAACCCGCAGAAACCCCUUUUACCGCCGGAUCUCGUCUGUGAGCGGGCACGCAUUGAACUACGACUGAACGAGAUCGAGAAAAAACAGACGGCCAUACGCACUGCCUGGCUCGAGCUGCUUCGAUCUCUAAGGGAGGCACGCGAGCUGGCGACCCUAGAGGAGGGCGUGGCCUUUGUCACUAACUGGAUCCUGCAGCAGGCGGAGCAGCUGUUGAGCCGCCAGCGAAGCGUGGGCCAGGAUGUGCGAGGAUGCGAGGCUUUACGCUCUGCUCACGAUCAGCUGGAGCUAGAGUGCCGCGACACCUACGGUUGCUAUGCGGAGCUGCUCUACAAAGUUCAGCGAUUCGCUGGGGAGCGAGAGGGUUCAGCCAAAGAUCAGGACACUUGCCAGGAUCUACUCUCGCAGCGGGACUUUAUGCAGUUUGUGUGUCGAUCCUUUGCCAAGAGAUUGGAGCGAAGGCGUAAUGUUCUGAUGACAGCCUUGAGAUUUCAACGCCUAUUAGAGCAAUUCGAGCAGCUUUUAGUCACGGGUAACAAUGUGGUGGAGGUGGACAGCCGAUCGUUGGAUUGGCCUGAGGCAGAGCAGCUUCUGAUGCAGCUCAAGAAGAAUCAGCAAAUGUUGGCCAACGUCGAACGCGAACUUGUCCGCGAAGGUGAAAAGCUAAGCGACAUGCUUGCGAUGCCGGUGAAAGACGCGCUGGGCCGUGACCUCCAGCUGGACUACAGCCCGGACAUUGCCCAGCUGCGCCGGCAGAUCGAUGCCAGCCGCCGGAGGAGGCAGCUGUGCGGGCAGCGGUUGGCAUUGCAGCGGCUCACCUUGGAGCAGGUGACCCACAUCCAUGCCUACGAGGAGGACGCAAGGCGGGCGCGCGACUGGCUGCGAGAGCUGUAUGCAGUGCUGCUGCGUUGCCACUCCCAUGUCGGCUGCAACAUCCAUGAGAUUCAGCUGCAGAAGGACGAGCUGCAGGGGUUCGAGGAAACCGGACGGAGUAUCUACCACUAUGGCUGUCAGCUGCUGGAGGCCUCCCAAACCCUUCGACUCUGCUGCAAGCUAGAUCGCUCCCAUUCCGAUCACACAUCCAUUGGUGAACAACUCCAGCACACUUGGCAUAGUCUCCAGUCAAUUGCCCAGGAACAGAUGACCCGCCUGCGGGUCUCAGCCGUCUUUCAUCGCAGCGUGGAGGCCUAUUAUCGCCAGCUUAGGGAACUCCGGCCACUUCUCACCCAGGAAUUGGCCGCUCAACUGCAUCGGCAGCAAAGACAUCAGCACAAUCGGAGUAGCAGUGGCAUUAGUAGCGACGCCGAAGGAGAAACCGAAUCGGAACUAUCGCCUCUCGGCGAGAUGCCGCCCCGUUUGCAGCGUCACCUGGUGGCCAGGGAGCAGCUCCUCGUGGAGGUGGGCCGAAUGGUCAGGCUGGGCAGACUGCUAAAAAAGCGUCUCAAAGAGCCUUUCGUCUUGGAUGCACUCACUGGCAAGAGUGUCGUGGCCGAUGAACUGCCUCUGGAUUGCAGUCCCAGUCCCCUGCUACAUGACAGUGGAAGAACCAGCAGUGCUGGAAGCGAGACUCCAGUAGAGGCUUCCCUGCCAGCCACCGUACAGGUAGUUCCCACGGGAAGCAAUGAACUGGCCUGCGCCGCCAUCUCUCACAAGCUGGGAGCCAUUGCCGAGGUGGCCGAAUCCCUGGACGCAGUCAUACGCGAUGUCCAGCAGCAGGAGGGAGCUGCCAGCAAUGGGAUCAGUGGAGGCAUCAAGAAACUGGGCAGCAUUGAGGAUUGGCAAUCCCGUUCCACCGAGGACGAGUCCUUUGCCACCGCCUCCGAGGGCAAUUUCACGCCCAAUUCGCACUCCUCCUCCUUCCAAACAGCCUCUGGACGCACUAGCUCCUACAUAGGAUCGGCAAAGAACUCCUUUGACGAGGCGGAUGACUCCACCCUGAGCACUUUCGAAAUACCCGAGCUCCCACCCUCGCCCGUCAACAUGUCCUUUGAUAGCUCCGAUCUGAGCUACUUUUCCGCCCAUCAGCAGACAAUGAAGAGCGAUGACCAUGAUCAGGAUAGUGUGGUGGGCGUGGCCGAGUUACACAGUCAGAGUGUCACGCCCACACCGGAUGAGGAACAGCAGCACCAACAGGAGCAUUUGCUACUGCCACUCCCAUUGCCCCAGGCUAUUGAAUCGGACAGCGAGGUGGAGGGCUUUAGCCUGGCCACUGGAAUCACGACGGAGACGACACCGAGGAGGUGUCCAUACACCGGUGCCCAUACACCGGAGGUGAGCAGCAGCUGCCAUAAUAAUCCAGCUUCCACUAACCCCAACGAACCGAAACCGCCGGCGUCCUGGCGACGCAGUAAAUACUACGAGAAUAUAACGAAACAAACGAUCAAGGGAUUUCUUUGAAGUAGAAUUCUUGUUCCCUGAAGAGUUUUGGGAGCGGGCACACCACCUGUCCCACCUGAACGAAACGAAAAGAAUAGAAAAACUCGAUUUUCCGACCAAUUAACCCGCGCCAUUUGCUGCUCUGCCGAUGCUUGACAUUCUUGCCAUUAAUUAACACAGAAAUUAGUUGGCAUAUUAUUUUUGAUCUUUUCCACCCCCCAAAAACAAAACCUAUUUUAGCCCAUGAGCUAAAAGUUUUUCUUU
Messenger RNA from Drosophila kikkawai, 3605 nucleotides. Its product is annotated as SEC14 domain and spectrin repeat-containing protein 1-B. NCBI's taxonomy places the organism in Eukaryota, Metazoa, Arthropoda, Insecta, Diptera, Drosophilidae. Gene Ontology annotation, molecular function: phosphatidylinositol-3-phosphate binding; phosphatidylinositol-4-phosphate binding; phosphatidylinositol-4,5-bisphosphate binding. The record is from RefSeq and is a predicted model, not a curated record.